This is a messenger RNA of Parnassius apollo (apollo), 258 nucleotides long. The record is from the annotation of a GenBank genome assembly. Lineage: Eukaryota; Metazoa; Arthropoda; Insecta; Lepidoptera; Papilionidae.
AUGUGCCUACUGGAACAAUUGAUACUGAUAAGCCGGCGGAACACCAUUCACAACAGGAGUCAGAUUCACAAUCAACAGAAAAUAAUUUAUCACAAUCAACAGAAUCUAUCAGACUUGCCAAGACCAAAUAAACGUCCUAGAAUUAAUCAAAAAGAUGAGAUGGUGUCCGAAGCACUGAAUAUUAUGAAGAAUAUCUCCGAACGACAAAAUGCCUCAAAGAUACUAGAAAAAGAUGAGGAUGGUUUGUUUGGAGAUUAA